Danio rerio (zebrafish) is the source of this 7490-nucleotide messenger RNA. NCBI's taxonomy places the organism in Eukaryota, Metazoa, Chordata, Actinopteri, Cypriniformes, Danionidae. The record is from RefSeq and is a predicted model, not a curated record.
UUGGACAAAGACAAGAAGUCGGGGGGAGUGGACAGAGUCCGGGUUAUUGUCGAUCACGAAACCGGUUUGUUCAUGUAAGCAUACAUUUAUGCAAUGGCGAAAAUUUAGAGAAUCGAUGGCAUGCAGAUUCCGCGGUCUUGAGCCCUGCGCGUGCAUAUCGUCUAGAUCAGCGCGGGAUCUUUCGCUGUCAACAAUAGAGGCGCAAAGCUCUCCUGAACGCGCAGCAGCCAAAGCCAAGUUUCAUGUCGGCAUAACAUUAAAUGGAUAUAACGUGUCUUAUAGGGUUUUUGGUAAUUCCUGUAGAUGUACAUAUUGCAGCGUCAACUUGAGGUGCAACGUUUGCACGCGCGCCGUCAUGCAGUAGAUGAGUGCACAAGGAAGAUGAAUCGAGGUCAGUUGAAAGAGAAUAACAAAGAGAACCUGCUCUGCAGUCUCGCGAGCGCGAGCAACCAUUAGCGGAAGCGGCUGCUGUUGUGUGUUUGACACUCGAACUUCGCAGUAUCGCUCGAGACUGUUGGGACCGGAGGCACAGAAACCGACGUUUAGCCGUUAUGUUGGGUUUUUAGUGGAUGAAUAUCUCGUCAAUCGAGGGUAUUUGAGUGGCUCACAUGCUUCGCGCGAGGUAAACGUUAUUUCAAAUACGGAGCACGCGCGUUUGGGGAAUUACCGGUUAAACCUGGAGUCAGCCGUUGGUUAUUCGCCGAUAACUGAAAGGAGUGACGACGACACUUUACAUUAUGGGAAUUGGACGCAAGGGUUAAACUUUUUUCCCCAGCACGACCUUGGGGUCGAAAGUGACCACUACUUUUAUCAGCUUUUAUUACUUUUACUACCCUGCCCCCUCAGGAGACCCCCUAUGUUGAUUGAAUACACCCCACAUUUUUUCAAAGGAUGGAUGAGCUGAAGUCUCCUUUUAAUCACCACAAUCAUCAUCAUCAUCAUCAAAGUAUUUUGAACUGUGCAUGGAUCCUGCGCUACUUUUAUCACCAGGGACUUCCUGUGCUUCUCUCCAACACUUUAUUUUGCAAAAGUAUUGACUUUAUCUGAACUGCUGUUUCGAGAGGAGGAAGGAUUAUCAAGUUUCCACUUGGUUUAAAGCGGCCUCUUCUUGAUAUCAGAUAUUUAUACUGCCACUUUUUUGCAUGGAUAGCAUAUAAGGUUCAACUAACUUCACGCUCCACUUGGUGGAGAAAUGUCAGAAAAUCUCAACGACAAGAUGGUCAAGUUCCUUUCCCCCCCUUCGAAGAACACCAACGGCUCCAGCUCAGACACUUUGGUGGGUGAGCAUCUAGGUGUCGAUGUCCGUCGUCGCCACCACACCAUGGAUCGAGAACUGCUGAAGGCAGAGCACCGUUUCUUUCGCCGCAGCGUCAUCAACGACUCUAAUGCUACAGCGCUUGAGCUGCCCAGCAAGAAUGCAAUCCUAACCCACUCCACUGACUCCCAUGCCCCUGUCUGUGAACCUCCUGCCCUAGAAACCAAAGCCGCUUCAGUGAUCACACAAUCUGCACCAGAAAAAAAAGUGGCUGAUGUUGUUGAGAUGGUUAUUGAGUCAACACCAGUGUUGAUUACAAACGCUGCACUGCAUCUUUCUGCAGAAGCACCUAGUUUGGUUUCAGAGGUAAAGUCUGGAGAUGGCAUUGAUGGAAAACGAGAGGCUGAGAAAGAGGAGGAUGAAGAUAGUAAAGAAAAGGCGGCACGUGCUGAGGCUGAGUUGCGGGAUGCUAAGAAGGAGGAGGAAGACAAUGAGGAAAUUGAGACUAAUGCUGUUGGGACGUCACCGGAUGGCCGCUUCUUGAAGUUUGACAUCGAGAUAGGACGUGGCUCUUUUAAGACGGUCUACAAGGGACUGGAUACGGAAACUACAGUGGAGGUUGCAUGGUGUGAGUUACAGGAUCGCAAGUUGUCCAAGUCAGAGCGGCAGCGUUUUAAAGAGGAAGCUGGAAUGUUGAAGGGUCUUCAGCAUCCCAACAUAGUACGCUUUUAUGACUCCUGGGAAUCAUCCUUGAAAGGGAGGAAGUGUAUUGUCUUGGUGACUGAACUCAUGACAUCUGGGACACUCAAGACGUAUCUAAAACGGUUUAAGGAGAUGAAGAUCAAAGUCUUGCGCAGCUGGUGCCGGCAGAUUUUGAAGGGCCUACACUUCCUUCAUACCAGGUCACCACCUAUCAUCCACCGGGAUCUGAAGUGUGACAACAUCUUCAUCACUGGGCCUACUGGAUCAGUCAAGAUUGGAGAUUUGGGCCUUGCGACCCUCAAGAGGGCCUCCUUUGCUAAGAGCGUCAUAGGUACCCCUGAGUUCAUGGCGCCUGAGAUGUAUGAAGAGAAGUAUGACGAGUCGGUGGAUGUGUAUGCCUUUGGGAUGUGUAUGCUGGAGAUGGCUACUUCUGAGUACCCGUACUCCGAGUGUCAGAAUGCAGCUCAGAUCUAUCGCAGAGUCACCAGCGGGGUGAAGCCUGGCAGUUUUGACAAAGUGGCAAUUCCAGAGGUGAAGGAGAUCAUUGAGGGUUGCAUUCGUCAGAAUAAAGAUGAGAGGUACUGCAUCAAGGAUCUCCUAAGCCAUGCCUUCUUCCAGGAGGAGACUGGAGUUCGUGUAGAACUGGCUGAGGAGGAUGAUGGAGAGCUUGUGGCUAUAAAAUUGUUGCUGCGCAUUGAGGAUGUUAAGAAACUUAAAGGCAAAUACAAAGAGAAUGAAGCCAUCGAGUUUUCCUUCGACUUGGAUAAAGACGUCCCAGAUGAUGUGGCUCAAGAAAUGGUUGAAUCAGGCUACAUUUGUGAGGGUGACCACAAAACCAUUGCAAAGGCCAUAAAGGACAGAGUGUCCCUGAUCUCCCGUAAGAGAGAGCAGAGAAAACUGGUGAGAGAAGAACAGGAAAAAAGGAAGAUGGAGCAGGAGAAUGACGCCGCCCAGCAAACUAACCCCACAGUCAAGUCCCCUGGUUCUGCUCUGGCCUCAGUCAUAAUGGAGUCUGAAGAAGCAGAAACAGACCAGCACCAGCAGCCUGGAGCCUCUGCUUCUGCUGUAGGGUUUGUGGAUCCUCAAAGUUCAGUGACCAUCCUCGAGGCUCAUCCUGUCCAGCCAAACACAUCUUUCAGCACCACACAGCCUGAUCCGCAGCCACAGCACACAAUUAUACGUCCACAAAGCAUGUCGCAGCACCCAGUCCAGGCCCCUCUGCAGCAGCCGAGCAGUACUUUGACCCUGGGCCCCGUCCCCCAGACUUCUCCACCUCAGGUGAUCGGUCAAACAGCCUCUCUGCCCUCUACUGUUCAAUCUAUUGUCCCGCUGCAGUACCGUCAGCCACCUCAGGAUGGAAUCACACUACCUCAAUCCCUGCCCAGCGCUCAAGUCUUACAGAUAUGGGCAUGUCAACUCAGCCCUCCUGUUUUCUCACCACCUCCAAAUGCCGAACAGCUCUAUUUUCUAUAUCAGGCCUGUCAGGCACCACUAAGUGUGUCCCAAUCACAACCAGUAGAGCAGACACAACCUCAAACAUCUCUGGUUCCUGCCUCCACAGAAAGUGGACACUCUGAUCCGGCAUCUGGUCUAAGCGAUGGGAAUGAGGGGAGACACGAGGGUCGCUCUAUGAAACGACCCCAACGCCGUUCUGUACGCAGCCGCUCGCGUCAUGAAAAAACAGCUAAGGUCAAGCUCAAUGUGCUAAAUAUUUCUAAUAUUGGAGACAGAGUCGCUGAAUGUCAGCUGGAAACCCACAACAGAAAGAUGGUCACAUUCAAGUUUGAUCUGGAUGGGGAUAAUCCUGUAGAAAUCGCUGAAAUUAUGGUCAAAAGUGAUUUUAUUUUGGAGAGUGAACGAGAGUCCUUCAUAGAACAGGUUCAGCUGGUCAUUCAGAAUGCAGAUCAGAAAGGAAAAGCUCCCCAAAAUAGCCAAACUCAGGUGAUCAGUAAUUCGAGCCAACAAGUACCUGAAAUUUUAACAUCCAGUGUGCCUGGUAUGCCACCUAGCUUAGCAGCACAGGUUGUACAUUCAGCAGGCAGGCGCUUCAUAGUCAGCCCCGUGCCUGAAGCACGACUUCGGGAGCCGUUGUUUGGUACUCCCUCAGCAAACACAUCAUUUGAAGAUACGGCACCAGCACCUGAUCCAACAUCAGCCAGCAGUGCUCCGCAGGACCAAGCCAACUUUGCCUCUGAUUCAAACCAAAUUUCUGUGGUACCACCGACACCUGGAGAUCUUGCCCCAGAGAGCUCCAUUCCACCUACUUCUCAAUCACCAUACCAGAAUCCUGUCCCAUCAUCCACUGCAACUUUGACUGUGACCACCACUCAAGUAAGCACUCCAACACCAACUACCACUCCGCAACCUAUAACAGGGAGGACGUCUCCUUCACCAGCCCCAACAGAACCACCAGCAGCACGUCGUAUGUCACUUCCCAGCCCAUCCCAGACACCUCAAAUUGCUCCAGGAGAGAGUAAUGGCUUGGAUCAAGCACAAGCCUCAAAUCAGCAAGUAACUCAACCGAGUGCAACCGGAGAUAGUGAGAGCGACGUACAGGGGAAACCACCUGGAAUUGAAGACAUUCAUGCUCUAGACCAAAAGCUGCGCUCCCUUUUCAAGGACUCAUCCCAGAACUCUUGCAGCCAACCUGACGGGUCUGGAGAGACUUCCACAACCUCUCCACCCAACACCAUAAGCACUAACACUCCUGGCUUUGUCUCUGGUGUGACGCCUUCUAGUUUGUCGCUCAAUUCCAGCGGGAACUUUGCACCUGGUGCUUUCGCCUCCAUUGGUACUCCUACAAGCUACACCCAGACACCAUCUACCGACCAGUCCCCUCCAAGGCCACAGAUUGCUGUUGGUGUAACUCAACCAGAUGGACACAACAGUACUGAGGAGAAAGAGCCACAACUUGAGAAAGCUUUCCAACUUGGCCGAUUUCAGGUGUCUGUGGCCAGUGAUCAAGACCCACCAACUGCUCUAGACCCAGGAGUGGUGGUUUCAUCUUCCUCUGCUACCCCAUCUUCAACAUCAUCAUCAUCAUCAUCUUCUUCAUCACCAUCAUCUCUCUCUAGCCCCGAAAACACAAUUCAUAAAUCUCAGACUCCUCCACCCAGAGUCAGCCCUGAACCCGUACCACCUACCACUACAGUUGGCCGCUUUCAGGUGACUUGCAGCACUGACAUCAAACUUGGUCGCUUCUCAGUGACACCAGCAGAAAGAAAGUCUUCCUCAGUUGAGGGACCAGACACCGCCAAAGAGCCUAAAUUGACCCCUUCCAGUGUGUCCAUUACCAAUCAUUAUCUCAGUAGCGACAACGACUCAGAACCAGAAGAUGAGGGCUUAAGACGAGAGAUGAACAGGCUCAAGGAGAGACAUAAGGUUGAGAUCAUGGCAUUGCAGAAUAAACAGAAAAAGGAAAUUGAGGAGCUCUUCACUCGUCUGGGCAAAACACCAUCUGUGGUUGUGCCACCCACUGUGGCCAUGACGCCUGGUAGACGGAGACCUGCUAAGGGCAAGGGGAACAGGCCAAGAAGUGGUAGUGCCACUCAGGCUGCAUCUUUUCAACAAGGGAACAAACAAGCUGUGCAGAGUGGUUCACUCAGUCAGUCAGCCAGUGAGAAGACUUCACCUUCAGAAACAGCACCAAGCUCAAACAAUGAUGUGCAAGAUAAUACAAGUCCAGUGAGAAAAGAAAACGGACAGAGCCAUGACCAGGACCAAACACCAACAACUAAUCUGCCACGCAAGGGCACAUUCACAGAUGACCUCCAUCAGCUGGUUGAUAACUGGGCCAGAGAUGCCAUGAACAUGAUGCCACAGGUCAAGAAAGGAUCCAAAAAGAAUGUUCAUGAAAUGCCACGUAAAUACUCCGCACCAGGUCAGCUUUGUUCCACUGGUGGCCACAUCCCAGCGACCAUCAACCCCACAGCUGGACGGAAGGGUUCAAUAGGUGUGGCCAAUCAGCAAUUUGGCUACACUUGUCCCAACUACAACAUGCCUCAAUGGAAUCAGGUGGGGACAAUAUCAUCCACCGCUCCACCUGCAGGACUACAGCAGGGUUUCCUUAUCCCAUCAGGAGCCCACCAAACCGGAAAUAACUGCGGAUCAAGCAAUCUGCGCACCACUCAGGCAAGCUGAGACAGCUGGCGAAGGGUAAAGCUGUGCCUCAUGGGGUUUAGAUUAUCGGGCCUAGUUCUUAAAGUGGACACAGUUUAUCUGACAGUUUACAAAAAACUUUCAGGUCCAUAAAAUGUGACUCGGGUUAUUUGAAUCUGAUCUAACCUGCUAUUUAAAAGACUGAAUGUGUACUUUUGAUAGAGGCACGAAUGGGUUAAACUGGUGUGUCUUAAAGAUCCGAUAUAUAGCCUUAUAGUAUGGAUACCGUCCUUAUUGUAAUAAAGUCAGGCAGUUUAACUGGUGAAAUACAGUGAUGGUUUUGCAGUUUACCUACAGAAGUUCAAAAACAGAUAGAGAGAUGGAUGGAGAGAAGACUGUGCCACCAACACAAUUUAAGUUUAGAUUUCUGGAAGAACGAUGAAGGUUGGAAUGUUGCAUUUUAGGGAAGUGUUGGAGAGUUUGAGUUUGGCAUGAAAGCAAAAGGAUGUGCAAUUGGAGGAAGGUAAAGCGGGGUUUUAUAGCUCUUUUUACUUGCACGUAUUUCAUAGCAUUGUUCAUUCGUGACUUUUUUAUUUCUUUCAUUUAUGAUAAACUUACAAUAAUACAGUAUAUCUUAUAUAGACAGUCACCAGUAUUCCCUGUCGACACUUGGAUAUGGGUGGUCAUCCUGUAUGCAUAUUUUUUCAUCCCAUCACUUUAAAUGAAGGUAGCCUUAAAACACAGGAUUGUUAUGUCUUCCCCAUCUUCCCCAUACAUAUUCCAAGCAAAUGUACUGCAGUUGAUGAAAUGGACAGGAAAUAUAAGAUGGUGCAAUUGACUGUAGUGACAGUAUUAAACUACAGCACUGCAUGAUUUCAGGUUUUUGUUUAAUUUUUAUUUUGAAAUAUUACUCCCCCUAUUUUUUUUCCUCUAAAUCGUUUUCUAUUCCACUAUUUGAGUGCCAAUCGUUUGCUGAAGUGAUGUCUAAUCGCCUCGGAAAUGAUCUGCUUGACUUCUCUAGAGAAGGUAAAUGUUACUGCAAUGCAGAAUAUGCGCCGUUUAAAGGUUUAACCGACUGGGGAGGGUUAUUUGUUACUUUUGAUACUUGAGUGCUCUGUAAUUGACCCAGAACCACAUUUAGACACAGUGAAACUGUUAAAGUACCACUGAUCACAGUCACAAGCUACUGUCACAUAACUGAAAUUUAGAAAACGACAUGUUUUCACAUUCCACUUCUCACAUUUGUUCCCAUUGAAGACAGCAUUAAUUUGUGGGGUCAAAAAAAAAAAAAAAGCUGCUGCAGAUGUUUUCUGUCAAUAAUUUUCAUCCAGGGUCCUUUUGGUGACUAUCUAUGGUUUUGUUUAUCUGUCUUGUAAAAAAGUAUAUGUAUAUAUAUAUUCAAAUCUUAAUAAAACCUUUUGGACAUUUUCUCCUA